AGCGUGAGGGGAAUUUCCAUCUACCAGGCUCCGUGUCCAGCUGGCGCACUCAGCACCGGGCGUGUCUGGGGUCUGGGGCCACCAAACAAACUGGGGUGGGCGGCCCGGUGUCUGGCGGCGCCCGGCUGAGUUACAGUGUCAUGCCCAGUGUCGUACAGUGGUCUGCCGCCGGUCGGGGAGGACUGCCGCUCCGCACACAGUGCCCGUCGCGACCCGCACCGCCCCACGGACCGAGGGACGACCCGCGGCACCGAGUGGCCCGACCGACCAGUGCAGCCUGCAGAGGACGGACGGCAGCGGCACACCGUGGUGUGGUGGACGCUCAGGGAGAGCGCACGGGCCCCAGGACGUCUCGGUCGUCAGAGCCGACUACGGCAGCGAGCGGAGACCUCAGCGGCGCGCAGUCUACUGACCGUCUCCGUCAGCCACACAGCCGGACAACAUGACGAAGGAGCAGACAGGGUUCCUGUCCAACUUCCUGGCGGGCGGCGUGGGCGGCGCCUGCGCCAUCGUCUCCGGCUUCCCGCUGGACACCAUCAAGGUGCGGCUCCAGACCAUGCCAAAUCCAGCCCCUGGGGAGAAGCCUCUCUACACUGGCACAUUUGACUGUGCCAAGCAGACAGUUGCCAAAGAAGGCUUUAAGGGUCUCUACAAAGGCAUGGCGGCGCCGCUGGUGGGCGUCACACCCAUGUUCGCCGUCUGCUUCCUCGGAAACAGCAUCGGCAAGCGGCUGCAGCAGAAGAGCCCGGACCAGGAGCUGACCGUGCUGCAGCUCUUCAACGCCGGCAUGGUGGCCGGCGUCUUCACCACCGGCAUCAUGGCGCCCGGAGAGCGCAUCAAGUGCCUCCUCCAGAUCCAGGCGGCUGGCACCGGGCCGGCCAAGUACGCGGGUCCCCUGGACUGUGCCAAGCAGCUGUUCCGCGAGGGCGGCAUCCGCAGCAUCUACAAGGGCACCUGCGCCACCCUUCUCAGAGAUGUGCCGGCCUCGGGCAUGUAUUUCGGCUCGUACGAGGUGCUGCAGCGGCUGCUGACGCCUGCCAACCAGUCGCGCUCGGACCUGGGUCCGAUGCGCACCCUGCUCGCCGGCGGCGUGGCCGGCAUGCUCAACUGGGCGGUGGCCAUCGCGCCCGACGUGCUCAAGAGCCGCCUUCAGACCGCCCCGGAGGGCGCCUACCCGCGCGGCAUCCGGGACGUGUUCAUCGAACUGAUGCGCAAGGAGGGGCCAAGCGCGCUGUUCCGCGGCCUCACGCCGGUCAUGCUGCGCGCGUUCCCGGCCAACGCCGCCUGCUUCCUGGGCUACGAGGUGGCGCUGAAGGGCCUGAACGCGGUGCUGCCCGGGCUGUGAGCGGCGCCCGCCGGCCGGCCGGACUGGUCUGUAGUACCGAGCUGAGGCUGGCCGCCGCAGCCGGCCGAGCUGUGAGUGUUCCCCGAGCUGUACCCGCCGGGUGGUGACCUCCCAGAGGUGCCCGGGCCGGCCGGGGCUCCGUCCGCCGGGCACGGGACCCCUCUCCGAGGGGACUGAACGAGCUGGCCCCGGGUCCGGUGUCGGUGUGGGCCGGUGGAUGGAUGGAUGAUGUAGCCGGAAUGGUUAUUCUACUCCUAGUUUUAGACGGCCUUAGAGGGUUGUGUACCCUCUGUAUGAAAAGUUCAGGCCUUUAUUGGCAGAUUGACUAAUUUGCUGGUCAUCUCUGGCUCCUUAAUCGUUUGUAAAAUGGUCGGGAUGAUCCGGGACACCGUUGAAUAUUGCAGUUAAGUACGCUUCUCCUCUGUUGCGAACAUUUUCAUUUAGCUUGCUUGCUACGCAUCUACCCAAUAUGCUAAAUGACGGAAAUGUCGAAGCGUCCUAAGUUUGUGGCUCGCCAGUAGCCGAUUCGUCAGCCCUGGGCUCGUUUUAUGUUUCUGUAACCGUUGGCCGCUACCAGGGUAACAAAACGUUCACCAUGCCCUACCUGUGAACAUAAGGCGGGUUUUGAGCCCGCAGCUGUGGCGAUUGGAGCAUGGUGUAUGUGUGACGGCGCGGUUGGCACCUCUGCACUGCACGCACUGUAUGCACUGCACGGCACCUCGCACAAUGUAACGCACUCGUCGGCCGCUGCCUUAGCUGUUCGGUCGCCACCCAGCCGUGGGGCCCGCGAUCGAACCAAUGCAAUGUUCGCUAGGAAAGAGGGUAGGUGGCUGUCAGAAGGGCUUUCUGCGCAAAUGUACUACGAAAUCUAUCGGAAGCGGCUGUGGCAUCGUUGCAAGACGAUUUAAUUCUCGUUUGCUAGAUAAGCGGCCAAUUUAUGCCCAAGCACGUGGCGAAAAAUUUCGUUGGGCCGUUCCUCAGUUGCAAUAUGUAUUAUUGGGAAAGUCUUGGUGAGCAAACAAGAACUGGCUCGUUAGAGGCACGACAAAAUAUCUGUAACUGAAGCGAUUGUUUUAUUAGUAGUCCGCCAUCAACUAAAGCGUCACUAGGCCUAUCCGAUAUACGGUGGUAGGAAACAUGCCUGUUUUUCCUUGACUUUACACAGAGAUUGUUAUUGUCAUUAUGCCAUAGAUUGACAUGGCAUUGGCCAGUGUCAACGUACCGCACUAUGUGCGACUUACAAGGUGCUGAUCCCAUCAAAAGUCGGCGGUUCAGGUGGAAAUGAUGUUUGUAUCAGUGUGCUAAGCGUGUAAUGCUACAUCCACAGAGCUUACUCACGUGCUAUGUUAUAGAUCCUUGUACCGCCUACUUUUAAAUAAGCGCCGGCCUCUCUAUCCCUGCCGGCGCUGGGCGCCGCGCGGUGGCGGCAGCACGGUAGUGCGCUGGCCGUCCCGGCUAUCUGUUCCUCUGGUCCCGUCUGUCUGUCCCUCGGGGCUGUGCCGUCUGGACGCGAGUACAGCCAUCUGUCGGGCCAUGUACAAACCACGGCCGACCCAGGGGCGGCGGGCGACUGCUCGCCGGCCCCCGCCCCCGGGACCCGGCCCCAAACAAUGCAAUGCGGGGAUCGUGAGUGUCAGCCCGAGCGAGUGAGCGUCAGUGUACGUUUGAGGAGUGUUUGGGUGCUGGUGUCCAAUAUACAGGUAGCUGCACUUCCA
Amphibalanus amphitrite is the source of this 3060-nucleotide messenger RNA. RefSeq names its product mitochondrial carnitine/acylcarnitine carrier protein-like. The coding region runs from base 443 to 1345 and encodes 300 amino acids. Gene Ontology annotation, biological process: carnitine transmembrane transport; mitochondrial transport. NCBI's taxonomy places the organism in Eukaryota, Metazoa, Arthropoda, Thecostraca, Balanomorpha, Balanidae. Gene Ontology annotation, cellular component: mitochondrial envelope. The transcript has 6 exons. The record is from RefSeq and is a predicted model, not a curated record. Gene Ontology annotation, molecular function: O-acyl-L-carnitine transmembrane transporter activity.